GAGGCAGGCGGCGGGAACGCGCUGGGAAUCCGGAACCCCAGUUCUGAUUUUCUUUCGCCCUAGUCUUUGCCGCCUUCUGGCUCUCUCCCAGGCGCAUUGGAGCUAGGAGCUCAGUGCAGCGACGAACCGCGUGGACCUGAGGCUGUCCGGGCGGCCCCCAACCGCCUGCCUAUCUUUCUCCCUCGCCAGGAUUCCUGUCUAGUCAUGACGAGAUUCUGGGUCUGCGUAGCCGGCGCUGGCUUCUUUCUUGCGUUUCUGGUUUUGCAUUCUCGAUUUUGUGCCUCUCGGCUCCCGUUACCUCUUCACUUUGCUUUUAAAACUUCCUGGAGAGCUGAGGAAGCCCUUUACCAGCUGGAUGUGGAUUGGCCUAAGUAUUCAGAAUACUUUACUGGAGCAACAUUUUGUGUUGCAGUUGACUCCCUCAACGGAUUGGUUUACGUAGCCCAAGUGAAACAAAAGAGAGAGAGUGAGAUGCUGAGAGACCAGAACUGCUUUCUUGCCCAGAGUAGAAGAUCUGCAGAAACUGCUGGUGUUAAUGUUUCUGAAAUCCCCCUGACUUCAGCACGUCUGAAACCUGCCUUCUGUCGAAUAUUUUUAGUAGAAUGUGCUGCAAAACAAAGACUCUACGGUCAUACUAUUAAAAAAUACAGUUCCUUUGGUGAUCUUGUUCAAGUUUUGGGUACCCCAGGCAAAAAAGGCACUGGUUUAAAUCCCCUGCAGUUUGAUAACCCUGCAGAAUUAUAUGUGGAAGACACAGGGGAUAUUUACAUUGUGGAUGGAGAUGGAGGAUUGAAUAACAGGUUGAUCAAAUUGUCCCAAGGUUUCAUGAUCCUUUGGCUACAUGGAGAAAAUGGGACAGGGCCUGCUAAGUUCAGCAUUCCUCACAGUGUUACAGUUGAUUCUGAUGGUCGGGUGUGGGUGGCGGACCGAGGCAAUAAAAGAAUUCAGGUGUUUGAUAAAGACACGGGGGAGUGGCUAGGAGCUUGGAAUAAUUGUUUCUCCGAAGAGGGACCUUCUGCAGUCAGAUUGACUCCCGACGGGAAGUACUUGAUCGUAGCCCAGCUGAAUCUGAGCCGGCUCUUAGUCGUGGCCGCGCCCCCGGUAGGAAGCAUUGGCGACUGUUCGGUGAUCAGCACGGUCCAGCUGGCGGAUCAGGUCUUGCCUCAUCUCUUAGACAUCAGUGGGAAGACUGGAGCCAUCUAUGUAGCAGAAAUUGGAGCAAAACAAGUACAAAAGUACGUCCCUGUGAAUAGCUAUUUCUCUUCAUUCGGUUCGUAACUGUUUCUUUCCCUGAAGGUCUUUCAAGUGGAAGUUCAGAUUCUCUGGGCCAUUCUUGUGACUUCGUUUCACACAUGAGUGCAUAAGGAUACUUUAAUGAAAGAAACGUAACUCUAAUGAAAAAUGGGAUGGGAAAGCGGGACUAAGGUGGUAACCCAGUAAUUUGCCCUAUAGACUCAUUCUCCCUGGCGGGGGAAAACACAGGAAUAAAAAUGGGUUUGCAGGAUAAUUUAUUGAAUUUCACAUAAACAACACAAACCUUCACUUUAUUCACUUAGUAAAAAAUGAACUGCUUGAGAGAUGGGGUCAGAUGGGGUCUUGAUUAACGAGAACGCGCAGAGUGCCAGGUCCUGAAGAUUCAGGAAUGAGGAGGCAGGGUUGUCUGUGUGCCUUUGAGGAGCUUGUAGUCCACAAAACACGGCAACAGCAACGCACCAGGGAAGUAGGACUUUCAGAAGGAGGGGUGUUAUGUCUGAAUCAUGGAGACUUUGCAGGGGAGUCCGUUUGAGCUCUGACUUGAAAAACUGAGGAGGAGAGAACGACGUCCAGGUACAGAUGUUAAGAAAAGUGCAAGCUUGCUGUGAACUUUGGUAGACUUUAUUUUACAGGCCCAACUGGCUUUGGUCCUUUAGCUGUAGGAUACGUAGUUUCAUCCUUUAAGUGUAGGAAUAAACUGGCUAGCGUCUAAGCACUUUAUUGAAAGGGGUUUUUACAAAUAACUGGAUUGGUUUUUCAAGGUAGCUUUAAAAAUAGUUCCUCUCAGUGCCGGCACCUUCCUUCCUUCCUUCCUUCCUUCCUUCCUUCCUUCCUUCCUUCCUUCCUUCCGUCUUUUUUUUUACAUGAACUCUGUCCAUUUCUAACAUUUGUCUACCUCAAGGAAGUUUUAGAAUUAUUUAUGGGAGCCAAACACUUGGAGCUAUUAAGAUGAAGAAUUUCCUACCUUUCUAUUUCUAUGUCUCUUUUUUACCCCUUUGAAUAUUGGCCUCCCAAUUAAGACCAUUUGUUCAGUUUGUUCUAGUUCAUUCUAGGUUUGGAAGGAACCUUGCCAUAUUACAACCUUUCAGAUCAUUCUUUGCCUUUUCUCGUAUCAGCCUCCGUCUUUAUCUCAGUGUUUUACUGUAAAUUGUACGGCAAGUGAGAAAUCUUGAGCUGACUGUCCUCAUUACCUGUUAGGACUGGCGUCUGUUUUCCAGACCUCGAGGAACUUACACUUUUGUCAUAUCUUGAUGCAGUUAGGAAGGUAAAUCUACCAACAGGAAACUCUCUCCUGUGUUCCAAGGCCAUUGAUGUGUGUUUGGGCCACUGGUCAAGCUGUGUGAUCUAAGUGAGUUGCCUUAGUUUUCUCUUCAGUGAAAUGGGAACAUCAUUGCCUUUCCUCCCUCAGGAAGGCUGUGAGGAUCAGAUGUGCAAUAGGUACAAAUGUGCCCUUUGAAAUCUGUAGCUCCAAGUGCAUUAAAGUCAUCUUAUUAGCAAGGGUCCUACUAAAUGUGCUAUUUACCUGAUACCAGCUAUCAGUUUUGCCUUAAUUUUGCAUUUAUUGCUUUUUUUCCACAACGUAUCCUCACAAACGUUAUGCAGUUUAGCCAAAUCGACUUGGAUGAAAGGAAGUAAUUUGAGUUUUUAUUGGUUUUGUUUCCAAGCCAGGACAAGAAGUGCAAAUGUCUCUUUGAAAGAAUAUAGGUUAGAUUUUGUCAUUUCAAAAAUGUUGUAUUUUACUUUAUUUUAUACCAGAUUUUUAUACAACUUGCUGAAAGUAUUGUUUCCAUGUGUCCUGCUAAAAGUGUUUAUUUUAUUAGC
Messenger RNA from Physeter macrocephalus (sperm whale), 3075 nucleotides. It is a transcript of the gene NHLRC3, whose product is annotated as NHL repeat containing 3. Bases 205 to 1278 code for a protein of 357 amino acids. The transcript is spliced from 7 exons. Gene Ontology annotation, biological process: proteasome-mediated ubiquitin-dependent protein catabolic process; protein polyubiquitination; negative regulation of translation. NCBI's taxonomy places the organism in Eukaryota, Metazoa, Chordata, Mammalia, Artiodactyla, Physeteridae. The record is from RefSeq and is a predicted model, not a curated record. Gene Ontology annotation, molecular function: translation repressor activity; protein binding; ubiquitin protein ligase activity.